CAGCUCGCCUUGGAGCCUUGGAGCCGUCAUUCUAUUCCCUGUUGCCACUCUAUCGCGCCGUAUCGCGUGGUUAUUCGGCGUGCUUUUAACCUAAGCCCGAUGACAGAUGUGUGAAAUGUCAGUUAUGCGUUGUCCUGCAGAAAACAAAUGGAUUCAGAAGCGAAAUCGCACAAAUCCCUGCCACCGUUCGUCGAAGGCAAAACUCACGGUAGCCUGAGGCUCGUUAUCGACGAAGUCCUCUGGCUUAGGAGUCCCGGAGAUGUCACGGUAGUGGCUUCCUGGUGGGGCGAACACGACAGUGCUCAAUUCAGGCCAAUAAGUAGUACCACAGAUACAGUAAGAACAGAGGAGGAUACAAACGAAAUAUACACUGUAAAAACUAAUGCGACGCUUUUCGAGGAUUAUCUCAAAAACUGUGGAACAAUAGAAUUAGUGAUUAUCGUAGAAAAGACAGACGAGAUUAUUGGCACGGCACGUAUAGGAGACUUGUCUAAGAUUUUUACAUGUAAAUAUUAUACUCAGUUUGUUCCAAUAUUAAAUAACAAUGGUGAUAAAAUAGGAAAAUUACGCGUUUCUUUGCAACUGACAUAUUUAACAAAGCUUCCAAAUAUGCAACUAAAAACAUGCAAAUACAGUAAGAAACAAGAGAAAAGUGAUGUUUUAGCAUCAGUUGAUGACUUGAAACAUGAUGAAGAAAUACCAGUGACAUCCUACAAGAAUGCUAAUGUUAUUAAAAAAAGGAACUUUGCAAAAUCAACAAACAAUGAUGAAUGUGACACAUACAGAUCUGUCCUCAAUACCAAGAGACUAGAAUUUCAAGAAUCUAAGAAGAAAUUUAAUGAAAUAGUAACAGACAAAUUAGUUGCUCAGAUUGUUGCUAGAGCACAGCGACUUAGAGGAGCAAUAUUAAAAGAGGCUUACAAUGAUGAUUCUUUAGCUCUUAGUGAUAAUUCAAUGAGCAAUGGUUUGUAUCCUUAUGCUUCAGUAGAAAAUGAAGCAAAACUUUAUGAAUACCUUUUGGGGACCGAAAUGACUUCUUCAGAGGAGAAAAAAGCUUUAAACACCUUGAGAUCAACAUCUCCAACUCCAAGUUUGAUAGAUUUGGCAUCUGAAAUGAUUACAACUAGUAAAAAAGAUAAUAUAAGCAGGAAUGAAAAUUCUCUUGUAAAAUCAAACAGUUCUGUAGAAGAUGUCUUGUAUGAAGAUACACCUGAUAAGGAGAUGAAAGGAGCACAUCCUCUAGAUUAUGUAGAUAGUAUAAGAAUUUUAAUUGAAUCCUUUACAUUGAGUCCUGCAGGAUACAGACGUGUAAAAUCUAUGCGUUUGCUACAUGUACCAUUGUCACCGACAUAUUUUAUUCAAUAUGAUACAACAUUUGCAUUAGCAGGACAAACAAAUAUAAAAUCUAAUAAAGAAAUUAAGUUAGUAAAGACGUGUUCUAAAAAACAAUUUGGUCAAGUCAUUGACUUCAAUUCUGAGGCCAAAUAUAUUAUACCGAGACACAUUGUAAAAAAAAAUUUUCCCUUGAAAUUUAAAAUGUUUGUACGACACCUUAAUCAAAAGUUUCAAACUGAGUUAGGAUUUGGUUCCAUGAAUAUCAAUGACAUUACAAAGAUUGCGAAUUUAAGCAGUACUCAGAAUAUUGCUGUUAUCAAUAAAGGCAUCAAAAUGGGAGAUUUAAGAGUCACAGCAGAAUUAGGUUACAAUUUUACUUUUGGUAAAGAAUUUAUUGAUGCUAUAGUGUCUACAAAAGAAAAUAUUCCCGUUUUGGAGAUGAAAUCUUUAAGUUCGAACAGUAAUAAAUACAGGAGUGUGACAGGAACUCAAUCUUCCAAAUCUAGUAGCAAAGUUUCGUCCGUUUCUGCCAAACGAAUUGGAUGUUUAACUAGUAAUAACAAGGAUUUGAUUGCUAUGAGAGAUAUAGCAGAGCACCGAGAACGAAGUUCAGAUAAUAAAAAAAUUGAUACAAGUAAUCCAGAAAGUGGUACUAAAGAUAAGGUGUUACUUCAUGGCUUGAUAUAUGUAGCUGAGGGCAAAAAUUUGCCAGAAUCUAAUACCUAUCUAAUAUGUAGAGCAUUUUGGCGAGAGGACAAAGCAACGAGUCAAAUCUGUAGUAAUACGAAAAAUCCAUUCUAUCAUUUCUUUCAACUGGUGCCAUUAAUUCAUGGUAUAGAAUUAUUGGAAAGAAUCAGAGAUAAUUAUAUAAUCAUAGAAGUUUACAGUCGACAAAACGGUGAGACAGAUAAUCUGUUGGGAAUAGCAAAACUACCUGUGCACCAGUUAUACAUUGCAUAUAGAGACCCACUUGUUUUACCUCAUUUGCUAUUGUCAAAGUAUCCUGUAAUAAGCGUGGAUGGUUGGGUCAGUAUUAACAAUCCAGUAAGCGGAGAAUUUUGCGGAGAAUUGCUUGCACUGGUUGCACUUGGCACUGCGGAGCAAAUUGCAUUAUUAGAAGUGUCAAGGGGUCUAAGAAGUGCUAGUGUCAUACCGCGAACAGUUUAUCACUGUCAUGUCCUUGACAAUACGAACAAUGCAACAAGCGCAUACCAAGAGAAUUUACCGUGUAAUGUUCCUGAAGCGUUAGAUCUCAAUUCACGGAAAGUUACACGCGAUAAUCAUUUGGCUUAUCACAUUUAUAGUACGAGCGAUCGAGAUUCAGCAUCCGCCGAUUACAAGAGUCAAGAAAGUCAAACGGAUAUCUCGACCCUUCGAGAUGCGGAAAGACCGGAGAAAUUAGUGCAAGAAGUUGAAUCAGAACAAUUGGCUUUGCACGCUUUAGUCGAUCGUUUAACGAACGUGUUACACACUAAUAAGAUCAACACCGAUCAAUCGGCGCAAACGGAGAUGAAUCAAGCGGAUGAAGGAGAAACGAACCAGAAAGAGUUACAUUUAAAUACGCUAAAUAGUAAUAGUCUCACUGACAAUAGCGAUAAUAGUUGCGGUCUGAGAAAUGAUUUUCAAUUGCCUACGGAAAUGUAUAGAAGCGUCGGCGUCGGUGCAGAGUACGACGAAGAAUUAGAUCGACAGCAAAAUAAUGCAUACGAUAAUCUUUCAAAUUUGCCCGCGAUGAAGGAAAAUGCGGAAGACUUGAAUGCCGAAUGUGAUAGCUCUUUCUUCCGAUCUGUCAUGGAAAUCGAAUGCGCGCUACAUUUGCCCAAAAUGAAAGGACCGGAUGACUUUGUGGAACCGAGUACAUACGUGACUUUUCAGGAUUUAAUUCAUAAACUCGAUUCUAAUAGCCAUUUGAAUUCAUGCGUAAUGACGAAUGUUUUUCCGCGUAGCUGCAAUCCAAAGUGGAAUUGGAAAUGUGACGCAAAACUACCGAUGGACCUACUUUUAAAUAAUCAGAAAAGAUUAAUCCUUAAAGUAUGGUAUUUGAUCGAUCCGGAUACGUCGAUGGAAAUAAAUUUAGGAAAGGAUAUCGUGAUUGGUUUUUCCGCUGUCGAUCUGUCGGUUCUGAUGGCUGGAUUUCCCACGGUGUCUGGAUGGUUUCAUAUUAUGGAUUUUACCGGAAAAUGCAACGGACAAAUUAAAAUAAGUGUAACACCUCUGGAUAGUUUACCUUUGGGAAAAUUUUCACCAACUGGCUCUAUUAAUCUAUCGAGAUGCAAUAAUUUAUCGCAGUCAAACUGGCUGCAUUUGUGCAACACACCUUGCAGCGAUACAGCAGAGUCUAAUAAUGCGCAUCAAAUGUUAUCGUACGCAAGCUACAAUAAAGACAGAUAUGCGCAAAGUACUGAGCAUAAGUCGAAUGAAGCAGCAGAAAUUAGUAGUCAUGGUCUGGAAGAUGUUUCUAUGUCUUUCCUAUCAUCGUCUUUAAAACAAAAGUUGACCGAACUAGACGAAAUCACGAAACGUUUGCAAUCACGUUUGAGUGAUGUCACAAACACGGCUUUUGAAGAUGAUUUUGAUAACGAUUUCGACAUGAUUGAACCAAAUAGUGAUAAUGAAAAUACUGACGACAAAAACGUCGAGGUCACAUCGCAAAGCACCGUAUAUCCCACUAACGAUGCAUCACAAAUACCAAAACAGAAUAACAUACAGAGCGAUCAAAACGUAAAUGACGUGGGACAGUCUUUCGCUAUUAGCAGUAGUUAUAAUUCACGUUUCGAGCCGGGAUCUGAUCAAGUUAGAGCUACAAGUUCAAACGCGACUGAUACCGGUUGCGCUGAUUCUAAUGCGCGCAGCAUACAACAUCUAGGCUAUUAUCACAAUCAGUAUCAAAAUCGAUAUGGCUCGUCGAUUCGUAAUCUAGCGAGUCAAUCUAACAGCACGGAAUAUCCGGCGCGAGGUACUAAAACGCCUAUAAAUCACCUACUCGACAAACUUUCCUUAGAUUUGCCACCUAGACCACCUACAGCGUCAGCCAUCCCAAUGAGAAGAGACAUUCUCGAGCUGUUUGCGAGUUUACGGGAACACAGGAAUAAUUAUUCGCAGGACAAGGACAAGAACGAUCGUACUUGCGUCGAAACUUGUUCGGUGCCCACUCAAACUGACGAUUCGAGCCUUGAACUGUCAGCUUAUUCUCACGUGACAAAUCUAGUCGAUGACGUAGGUUGUUCCAAAUCAUCUCAAACAUUGAAAUCGCAAUCUUGUAACAGAAUAUCUACAGUGAUACGCGAAGAAUUAGUCACGGAAGAAAAUAACGAAAGUUCCAAUUGUGACGAAUUAACGACAUAUCUAAUCGCUUCCAAUGUACGUCAUAUGGACUUGGACUGUAUAUUCAAUCCGCUGCUCUAUCAACAUUUGUUGCCAGAUCUGCAAGUUGCUGCUGUAUCGCCGGAAGGAGAAGCGGAACAACUGGACAAUCAGUACGCUAGAAGUUUUGGUACGGCGAUGAUGAUGCGCGACAGUAGAAUCGAUCAGAAUUUAACGGAGAACAAAACGACUCUAUCUCGAAACGACGUGCCAACGAAAAAUCGAACAAGCGUAGACUCUGAGGAAAAUGUGGGAGAAUUUUCCAUUUUGACAGAUUCGGACAUAUCCGAAAAUGCCGACAGCAAUAUCGAUGUUACUGUCAUUUAUAAAUCCAGCAACAACGAUCUAAUGUCGGAUAAUAGUACGGAAUCGACGAUUGAUGUAACGUCAUUCAACAAAUCAACACAACAAACUGACAUCGGAAAUUACUGUACUUCCACCGUAUCCGAACUGUCUGUUUCCGGAGUAUCGAGACAAGCGCCAGAAGGAGGAAAUCCCGUGGAAGAAACCAAGAUAGUUUCGGUAAUAUCGAGUCAACAAGACGACAUUCAGGAUGUGUCAGGAGAUAGUUAAAUACUUUGGGAUAUUUUGUAUCCAAAUGGAUAUUUCUGCAGCUUGACAUGUUUAGGAAAGGAAGAAACAUUGUAAUUGGAUGGUGACGGAUACUCUUCUAAGUAAUCAGUAGAUUUACCGAAUCGAGCAAGGCCACUGUAGCCCUUUUUGCUGAUGCUAUGAGAACAUGGCUGGUGAGAAAGAUUAAACAAAUGUAAUUAAGUAUAAUGUAAUUUAAUAUAUUAAAAUAGCAAUUUUUGAUAUAUGUA
Molecule: messenger RNA, 5519 nt
Organism: Nylanderia fulva
Lineage: Eukaryota; Metazoa; Arthropoda; Insecta; Hymenoptera; Formicidae
Biological process (GO): cilium assembly; centriole elongation; protein localization to centrosome
Cellular component (GO): microtubule organizing center; centriolar satellite; centriole
Source: RefSeq, a predicted model, not a curated record